Molecule: messenger RNA, 1356 nt
Organism: Aspergillus fumigatus Af293
Lineage: Eukaryota; Fungi; Ascomycota; Eurotiomycetes; Eurotiales; Aspergillaceae
Gene: dmaW
Product: tryptophan dimethylallyltransferase fgaPT2
Exons: 3
Coding region: 1-1356 (451 amino acids)
Biological process (GO): ergot alkaloid biosynthetic process
Molecular function (GO): tryptophan dimethylallyltransferase activity
Source: RefSeq, a predicted model, not a curated record
AUGAAGGCAGCCAAUGCCUCCAGUGCGGAGGCCUAUCGAGUUCUUAGUCGCGCCUUUAGAUUCGAUAAUGAAGAUCAGAAGCUGUGGUGGCACAGCACUGCCCCGAUGUUUGCAAAAAUGCUGGAAACUGCCAACUACACCACACCUUGUCAGUAUCAAUACCUCAUCACCUAUAAGGAGUGCGUAAUUCCCAGUCUCGGAUGCUAUCCGACCAACAGCGCCCCCCGCUGGUUGAGCAUCCUCACUCGAUACGGCACUCCGUUCGAAUUGAGCCUAAAUUGCUCUAAUUCAAUAGUGAGAUACACAUUCGAGCCGAUCAAUCAACAUACCGGAACAGAUAAAGACCCAUUCAAUACGCACGCCAUCUGGGAGAGCCUGCAGCACCUGCUUCCACUGGAGAAGAGCAUUGAUCUGGAGUGGUUCCGCCACUUCAAGCACGAUCUCACCCUCAACAGUGAAGAAUCUGCUUUUCUGGCUCAUAAUGAUCGCCUCGUGGGCGGCACUAUCAGGACGCAGAACAAGCUCGCGCUCGAUCUGAAGGAUGGCCGCUUUGCACUUAAGACGUACAUAUACCCGGCUCUCAAAGCUGUCGUCACCGGCAAGACAAUUCAUGAGUUGGUCUUUGGCUCAGUCCGCCGGCUGGCAGUGAGGGAGCCCCGAAUCUUGCCCCCACUCAACAUGCUGGAGGAAUACAUCCGAUCACGCGGUUCCAAGAGCACUGCCAGUCCCCGCCUAGUGUCCUGUGAUCUGACCAGUCCUGCCAAGUCGAGAAUCAAGAUCUACCUGCUGGAGCAGAUGGUUUCACUAGAAGCCAUGGAGGACCUGUGGACUCUGGGCGGACGGCGCCGAGACGCUUCCACUUUAGAGGGGCUCUCUCUGGUGCGUGAGCUUUGGGAUCUGAUCCAACUGUCGCCGGGAUUGAAGUCCUAUCCGGCGCCGUAUCUGCCUCUCGGGGUUAUCCCAGACGAGAGGCUGCCGCUUAUGGCCAAUUUCACCCUGCACCAGAAUGACCCGGUCCCAGAGCCGCAAGUAUAUUUCACAACCUUCGGCAUGAACGACAUGGCGGUGGCGGAUGCCCUGACGACGUUCUUCGAGCGCCGGGGUUGGAGUGAAAUGGCCCGCACCUACGAAACUACUUUGAAGUCGUACUACCCCCAUGCGGAUCAUGACAAACUUAACUACCUCCACGCCUACAUAUCCUUCUCCUACAGGGACCGUACCCCUUAUCUGAGUGUCUAUCUUCAAUCCUUCGAGACAGGGGACUGGGCAGUCAAGUGUCAGGAUGCGGCCUGUCAACCCACAUCUUUACCUCCAGAUCUGUCAAAGACAGGGGUAUAUUAUUCCGGUCUCCACUGA